This is a messenger RNA of Paramuricea clavata, 1257 nucleotides long. NCBI's taxonomy places the organism in Eukaryota, Metazoa, Cnidaria, Anthozoa, Malacalcyonacea, Plexauridae. The record is from the annotation of a GenBank genome assembly.
AUGUUUGCAAAGAAUAGAUCAACCGAGUAUGAAAAUUGGUUUGAAUCAUGCACUGUUGCCCGCACUACAAAACACUAUUUUUUUUUCUAUUUUCAGAAAAGUCCAUCACAACGUUAUUGUCAAGAACAGUUCAGCUUUACAACCGGACAACAGUAAAACAAUUGAAGACGACGUUUUAUUGUUUUUGAGGAAAGCUAUCAGUGAUAUUCGCAGAAUUAAAACUCGCCCACCGAUAAAUCAUGGGAGUGGAUAUGGUAGUGGAAGCGGUGAAGAUAGGAACGAAGGUAGGAACUUUUUAAACAUGAAGCUGAUAACCUAUUAGUUAAUCAACUUAACAGAAAUAUGAGGUUUGAGGACAGAAAUUUACAACAAAAAGAUCGGUAUAGGUUAUGAAAACCUAAAUCUGCACCCCAAUAUUUCGUUUCCGCCAGCGAAGCGACCAGAAAUUUGUCAUCCAUUUUUUAUUGACCUACAAGGGUUGCAUUUAAGGUAAUUCUUCGCCCACCCCAGGGCAGGGUUAAGAUGGAGCUAUUAGUAGGAGUACAACGCGUUUUAUUUUGGUUGCGGAGUGCGAGCUACGAGAUUCGUAGCCUGUCACGCCAUGAUUUCAUUUGGUUUCCUCACUGCCUUGUACCUAGUGGUAGACACUUUGCGAAAUAAUCGAUAUUUCCAAUGGUAUUUACGCCAGUUUAUGCUAGUGCUGUGCAAGUCAAAAUUCCGGCUCCGGCAAGGAAUUUUUAAGGAAAUUUCAUAUUUAAAACUGGAAGCAGGCGAAAGUAUUUCAGUGUAAGGCGAAAGUAUUCCAGUGUAAUUUCAGAAUUGAUCUUUUUUAAACACCUUUUUACAACACUAUUAAUAGUAAACAACAUAGUAAUAUAUAGUAAAACAACAUAUAAAUAGUAAUAUAUUAGUAAACAACAACUUAAUUUUUCCAUUUAAUUCCAAAUGUUCAUUGAAGCAUGAAACAAUUCUUCAUAAUUUUGUCUGCCGGAGUUUUCCGGCUCCGGCAAAAUAUGCCGGGGCUCCGGCACUCCGGCGCACAGCUCUAGUUUAUCCCCACCUUUGUACGGAGAAGAAAUUGUAGUUAAGUUGGUUAUUUUCUUACCAGGUUCUGGAGGAUCAGGUGGGACCACGGAUUCUUUCAGCGGCACAGGUUGUAAUGAUGAUGAUGAAGACUGUUCUGGUGAAUCAAGUGGCGUUGAAAGCAGUAUGUUUUUUUUAUUGUUUUACCUUUAUACAGGGACGUAGCGACCGGGG